This is a messenger RNA of Sesamum indicum (sesame), 2031 nucleotides long. NCBI's taxonomy places the organism in Eukaryota, Viridiplantae, Streptophyta, Magnoliopsida, Lamiales, Pedaliaceae. The record is from RefSeq and is a predicted model, not a curated record.
AUGAUACAAAGGCUCUCAAGUUGCAGCCUAACGACAAUCCAGGCAAGCCUGGUUACUACUCUCCUAGAUGGGAAAAAUUUCCUUUCUUGGAGUCGUGCAGUAAAACUGGGAUUAAAGUCCAAGAGGAAGCUAAACUUCAUCAGUGAAGACUCAAAGAAACCAGAAGAAAACUCCAAAGAAAUGGAGGAAUGGGAAACAACAGACUCGAUGGUAACUUCUUGGAUUCUAAACUCAAUUUCAAGAAACAUCGUGGAAAGCUUUAUGUACACAAAUACAUCAAGAGAACUCUGGAUCAAACUCGAAAGUAGAUCCGGACAGAGUAACGGGCCGAUGGAAUACAGACUGAAAAAGGAACUGGGAGCACUUACACAGGGAUCACUAUUUGUUUCUGAUUAUUUUUCAAAUUUGAAGAAGUUAUGGGAUGAGAUAUCAUCCAUAACAUAUACUCCAAAGUGUACCUGUGGAGCGGCAAAAGAAAAUGCAGAUAUUGAAAGCCAUGAUCAGACAAUUCAAUUCUUGAUGGGAUUGGAUAGCUGCUAUGAUCAUGAAAAAAAUCAAAUACUGAUGAUGGAUCCCGUACCUGGAGUUAGCAAGGCUUAUGCGAUGAUUCUCAGGGUGGAGAGACAAAAUGAAGAAACAAAUACUUCUCGGAACAUGGCACUGCAAGCAUCCAAGAGACCUGACUUUCAAAGAAAUUUUCAGAAGAAAAGAAACCUUCAUGACAAGAAGCUGCAGGUUUGCAAACAUUGUGGAAAGUCAGGCCAUCUUAAGGAGGUCUUUUUUGAAAUAUAUGGGUACCCCGAAUGGUACAAGACACUUAUUGAACAGAAGAAAGAAAACACAGCCACUGCAAACAAAGCAGCUGCGGCUAUUGAUCUGAAAACCAACCAAACAGGUACUGUAGAUGGCAAAGCAAUUUCUGAAAUGUUGAGGAUGGAAUUUCACAAGUUUCUUGGAGAGCUGAAACCACAAACACAGACAAAAUGUGAUGAAGACAGAUACAACUUUUCAGGUAAAACUACUGGUCCAGACACUUUUAAUAACAAAAGCUUUAAUACUUGGAUUAUUGAUAGUGGAUCCACAUCCCAUAUGUGCAACAAUGAACAUAUGUUUGUCAAUGAGAGAACCAAUUUAACCAAUGUGUAUGUUCACUUAGCAGAUGGGACUGAACAUCUUGUUAAGAAAACCGGAGACAUAAAACUUAACAACAAGAUCACUUUGAAAGAUACUUUAUACGUUCCUGAUUUAGAAUUUAACUUGCUUUCUGUUGGCAAGCUUUGUAAAGACCACAAGACUAAAGAAAUCAUUGCAGUGGCCUGUUUAGUAGGGAAACUUUAUAUUUUGAAUCCUCAGUCGUUUGACAAGAGAACCAUAGAACAGACUUUGCACAAAUGUAAUGAGAUUGGACUUCAUGCCUCACAUGUUUUUGGAUGCAUGUGUUUUGCCACUAAUAAUGUCCCUCAUAAAUCCAAAUUUGAUGUUAGAGCCACUAAAUGCAUUUUCUUAGGAUAUGCUCCUAAUACAAAAGGCUAUAAAGCAUAUGAUUUGAACAAAGAAUGUAUGAUUAUUUCUAGAGAUGUUGUUUUUUAUGAAAAUGUAUUCCCUUUUUCUAACAAACUUAAUGAUCCUGUAACCUGCUCCCUACCCAAUAUUUCACCUGAAGAUGAUUUCCAUGAUACAGAGGUCCUUGAUGAACCUGAGACUGAAAUAGAGAAUGAUAUUACAGACCAUGAAAAUCAGGAUAAUAGCACAAUUCUUAGAAGAUCAACUAGACAGAUUUCCCAACCUGUUAGGUUCCAAGAUUAUAUUUGUUCUCAUACAGAAUCUGAUUUUGAUAUGCCUUGCAUUAUACAAUCUUCUCACAUACAUAAGUGCCUUCAUGCAUCUGCUGAAAAUCCUGUAGAACCUAAAAGCUUCAAAGAGGCUGUUCAAAAGAAAGAAUGGAAAGUUACCAUGGAAAAUGAAAUAAAAGCUCUUGAAGAAAACAAAACCUGGGAUAUUACUAAACUGCCUAUGGAUUUACAAACUUAA